AUGUAUCGACAAAUACUCGUACAUAAAGACGAUCAAGACUUUCAGCGCAUUAUAUUUCGAAGUUCACCUAAUAGUCCAAUAUGUGACUAUAAACUCAAAACGGUGACAUUUGGCGUAAAUUGUGCCCCCUUUCUUGCCAUUCGAACACUUCACGAAUUGGCAAACGAUAUAAAAGAAAAAUUACCCCUAGCAACCCCGGUGUUAAAAACACAAACAUAUGUGGAUGAUAUCCUGUCUGGAAGCCACAGCUUACCCCAAGCGUACGAAGCACUAUCACAAGUAAUACAAGCCCUCAGGUCAGCAGUGUUCCCCCUAAAAAAGAUAACCGCCAAUCACCCCGAAAUCCUAAAAGAUAUAAAUAAAGAAAGUUUAUUAGAUUCAAACUUCCUAAUAUUCGAAAAGGAAAGUACAACAAAAACCCUAGGCAUACAAUGGAAUGCGGUCUCAGAUAAAUUCUCAUAUGCUCUUGAGUCGAUAUUUGCUCAAUCCGCAAUAACUAAAAGGCAAAUUCUGUCGGCUGUAGCCAAACUUUUUGACCCCGCAGGAUGGCUUUCGCCAGUUAUGAUACAAGCGAAAAUCCUGAUACAAGAAUUAUGGCUAGACGGAACCGAAUGGGACGAGCAAGUGAAACCACUUCGCUUGGUAAAAUGGUCCCAAUUUGCUAACAACUUGCACGCUAUUGCAGAGAUACAAAUCCCUAGAUGGGUAAAUUACUCCCCCGAAUACCAAGUAGAACUGCAUGGCUUCUGCGACGCCUCUGAAAAGACAUAUUGCGCAACUAUAUAUGUGCGCACCCAAAUUAACAGCACAAUUUCAAGCCAUUUGUUAGUAGCAAAAGCCAAAGUGGCACCUCUCAAAACACUAAGUCUACCACGACUUGAACUGUGUGGCGCGCUUCUACUCGCAAAAUUAGCCUCAACUGUGCAAACGCAUUUAAACAUGACCAGUCAAAAAUUAUAUCUAUGGUCAGACUCAGAGAUCGUCUUAGCUUGGUUAGAAAAACCACCCCACUCAUGGAAAACAUAUGUUUCCAACCGCACAGCCCAAAUACUUGAUUUAACCUGA
Rhagoletis pomonella (apple maggot) is the source of this 1065-nucleotide messenger RNA. RefSeq lists its product as uncharacterized. The transcript has a single exon. The coding region runs from base 1 to 1065 and encodes 354 amino acids. Lineage: Eukaryota; Metazoa; Arthropoda; Insecta; Diptera; Tephritidae. The record is from RefSeq and is a predicted model, not a curated record.